Exophiala spinifera is the source of this 1329-nucleotide messenger RNA. RefSeq lists its product as uncharacterized. The record is from RefSeq and is a predicted model, not a curated record. Lineage: Eukaryota; Fungi; Ascomycota; Eurotiomycetes; Chaetothyriales; Herpotrichiellaceae. The transcript is spliced from 3 exons. Gene Ontology annotation, cellular component: cytosol; nucleus. Gene Ontology annotation, molecular function: peptide-N4-(N-acetyl-beta-glucosaminyl)asparagine amidase activity. Gene Ontology annotation, biological process: protein quality control for misfolded or incompletely synthesized proteins; glycoprotein catabolic process; protein deglycosylation. The coding region runs from base 1 to 1329 and encodes 442 amino acids.
AUGGCGGACGACAAUCGGCCGCGCAUUCUGGAUGACGAGUUCGACUUCAGUGCCGCCGACCUGACCAAACAGUUCGAGCAAUUACUACGGACGAGAAGAUUGAACGAGCUUGAAGAACAAGCACGAACACCUCGAUCCGCUUCACCAUCAUUAGGCCAUCGAACAUCACAACAACACUUGAACCGAUCGCAAAUCCCACAAUCCCCCAACUCGAUCCCGUCCUCCAGGUCGCAACAACCACCACAACAUCCUCCCACAUACACCUCCUUUCGCAGCCAUCCGAUAGUCCCAUGCCCUCCUCAAGAUGCCGCCUCUCUGAAAUUCCGCAAUCUCUUGAUCACCCUGUCCAUGACUCCGACCAAAUACGAGAACCCGGGUCUUCUUGACGAUGCAUUGACCCACGUACCCAUUGACAGAGUCUACGCCGAGGCUGAAGAGGAACACAACAUCAUGCGAGUCAUGGCAGAAUCUAAGAAUGAUGGCAGUAAACCAGAAUGGGGAUACCAAGACUGUGUCAUCAAAUCUCUGCUGAGGUGGUUCAAGAGAUCCUUCUUCACCUGGGUCAACAACCCUCCCUGCUCCAGGUGUCAUGGUGCGACCCUUACCCGAGGACAGACCCCGCCUACGCCAGACGAGGUCGCUCGUGGAGCCACCAGAGUCGAACUGUACCAGUGCGCCAACCAAGGCUGCAUGGCCUUUGAAAGAUUUCCACGAUAUACAGAUGUGUGGACGUUGCUGGAGACGCGCCGCGGACGUGCGGGAGAGUUUGCCAACUGCUUCAGCAUGCUGUGCCGGGCUGCCGGUGCAAGAGUCAGAUGGGUCUGGAACAGCGAAGACCAUGUAUGGACCGAGGUAUACAGCGAACAUCAACGACGAUGGGUUCAUGUAGAUCCCUGCGAAGAGCUCUGGGACACCCCCAGAGUAUACACCGAGGGCUGGAAUCGAAAGUUUGCCUACUGCAUUGCCUUCUCCAAGGACGGCGCAACCGAUGUCACUCGGCGCUAUGUUCGCAAUUCCCGAUAUAAUCUACCCCGGACCCGGUGUACCGAAGAGGUCUUGUUGUGGAUCAUGCACGAGAUCCGCAAGAUUCGAAGAGCCAACUUGGACAAGCCCGUCCGCACGCAGUUGAUGCGAGAAGACGAGAGAGAAGAGCGUGAACUCCGAAGCUAUGUCGUAAGUUCCUUGGCCAACGACAUGAUCCAUUCCAUGCCUGGAGCAGUCAACCCUCAACGAGGCGAUGAGGUAAAGACGCCCGCCGGCGCACCACAAGAAGCUGCCGCUCAAUGGUCGAGCCAUUCACAAGUCGACCACUCGGGAAAUGGUCGAUAG